UAUAUAGUUUUUGAAUCAAGAAAUUAAAUCAAUCAUCACGUUAAUUACAAUCAAAGUAGUGAUGAAUCCUAGGAUAAAGAGUUUAGCAAUGUUGUUGCUCCUCAUCUUCCUAUCUGCAGGUCUGGUCAAGGGUUCAAACCACAUCGCGAUGAACCCUCCUCACAAGGGAGGAAACGGAGCAAAUUCAAGAAAGCUUCUUGGAAUCGACAUCGUUUUAGACUAUGACUACGCUGGCCCUAAUGGGAAGCAUGACCCAAGAGGGAGGAAAGGUGGCAAAGGUCCCUAAAUUCUACAUGUAAUCCCAAGAUUAUAGUAAUUAAUAACUAUCAUUUCCAAUCAAUAACAUAGAUGACUACUUGCUACUAGUGUAGUACAAACAAAAGCCAUGCUGCUUCAACAACUUCUUGUCAUAAUCUAUAUGUUAAUGUUAACCAUCACAUUGUAAUGAUAUAAGAAUAAUUUAUUAUCGUACACGAAUGUUGAGAA
Molecule: messenger RNA, 486 nt
Organism: Salvia miltiorrhiza (redroot sage)
Lineage: Eukaryota; Viridiplantae; Streptophyta; Magnoliopsida; Lamiales; Lamiaceae
Exons: 2
Coding region: 62-286 (74 amino acids)
Source: RefSeq, a predicted model, not a curated record